CCUGCAUUGGAUUAUAUUCUUAUGUUUAGACUUUUGUUAGUGUUUACAAAAAAUAUAAAAACAGUAUUUUAGUUAUAAGACUUUAUUCCGAUCGUGAUUGCCGGAUAGAUUUUGGUAGUUUCAAAUCACCAAAAUUUAACUAUAAGUACUCAUAUUCCGGCAAUAGUUUCUAAACAAAGAUAAUGUUAAAAUGUCUGGCCCUGUUCUUAUUUUUGUGCGCAAAUGUAAUUACGGACUGAUAAAUAAACUCUCUUAAAUCCUUGUACUAGUGAAAUGUGAAUAGGAUUUUAUUGUGGCCGAUACAAACGUAGUGUGUUCCUGCUUCUCGAAGCUGUCGAAAUAUGGACGAGUACUUCAAGUGGAGUCAGCAUGUGAAUACGUAACAUAACUUGAAACAUAUAUUUUGGUAUAUACUGUGAAGUGACGUCAGCGAUAUGCCAGCGAUACUAUCCAAGAUCCGGGAGCAGGCCUCUCGGGUACAGCCUUCGAUAGCCGUGGGAGUAGGAAUUGGGGUGGCCCUAGCCGCCUGCGCUGUGUACGGAACCCGCGAGAAAAAACAACCCCCGCCUUGCAAUAACAACAAUAAUUAUAAGGUAGCGAAGAAUGGUACGCUUCAAGCGGUGGCGAACGGCGGAGCGGCGGCGGAGAAACAGACGUGCGGCGGACGGUGUGGGGCCGAUCAGUGUGCGCUCUGCCGGGGAGACGUCGACACGGACAACAAACAGAAUAUAGAAGAUGCUGAUGAUACACAAUCGGUGGAAGAACACGUGCCAGGACUCAACCUAGAGUUCCUGAGGCAGCUGAUGUCCUUGGCCAAGAUCAUGGUGCCUGGGUUCCGAAGUCACGAGGUGGCGCUCCUGACGGCGCACACACUCUGCUUGUUUUCUAGAACCUUCCUCUCCAUAUAUGUUGCGUCCCUGGAAGGAUCUAUUGUAAAACACAUAGUACAAAAGGAUAUGCGAGCGUUCGCAGCGCUUCUGAUGCAGUGGUUCGGUAUCGCGAUCCCGGCCACCUUCAUCAACUCCAUGAUCAGGUAUCUGGAGAGCAGGCUGGCGCUGGCCUUCCGCACCCGGCUGGUGAACCACGCCUACGAGCUGUACUUCAAGAACCAGACCUACUACAGGGUCGCUAACCUCGACGCCAGGAUAGAGAAUGCUGAUCACAGAUUGACCGAAGAUGUGUCGGUCUUCACACAGUCCGUGGCGCAUCUCUACAGUUCCCUAACGAAGCCAUGCUUCGAUCUGCUCCUCAUUGUGCUUACCCUGGCCAGCUACUCCAGCAAGAUGAAGGGGAAUAUCUUUAUAGGCCCCGGAAUUGCUACAGUGGUAAUUUGCUGCACGGGUCAGUUGCUGAGGAUACUAAGCCCAAGGUUCGGUGCUCUGGCUGGAGAGGAGGCCAGGAUGAAGGCAAACCUGAGACACGUGCACUCGAGACUCAUCGCCCACGCUGAAGAAGUUGCCUUCUAUGGUGGACAUAAGGUGGAGUUGGACCAACUGCAAUCGGCCUACAAGGAGCUAGUCGGUCAGAUGACGUCAGUGUUCAACAAGAAGCUGUGGUACGUGAUGCUGGAGCAGUUCUGUAUGAAGUACCUCUGGUCCGGCACCGGGAUGGUGAUGCUCGCCUUGCCUAUCCUUACCGGAAAGAAGUUGGAUGGUACCGUGGGUGAGGGUAUCAGUGCUCGGACGGAAUACAUGACAACCUCGCGAAACCUGCUCAACUCGGCUGCCGACGCCAUCGAGAGGCUCAUGUCGAGCUACAAGGAGAUAGUAACCCUGGCCGGUUAUGCGACGCGUGUGUCCGACAUGCUGGUGGUAUUCGGCGAGGUGGCUCGUGGGAAGUGUGUUCGCGCCGUACACGUGUCGUCACCCUCCAACGGCGGCUUCCAGGUCACCUUCCGGGAUAAGCAGCCAGUGCCACAAGGUAAAGUGACUUACACGAACGAUUUGUCGAUUCGCGUGAGGAACAUGCCAAUAGUAACACCGUCGUGUGACGUAGUAGCCAGCGGGGUCACGCUCGACAUAACUCCCGGAACACAUAUGCUGAUCGUGGGGCCCAACGGAUGCGGGAAGUCUAGUCUGUUCCGCAUCAUAUCGGGUCUGUGGCCCGUGUUCGGCGGCGAGUUGUCCGUACCGCGGCCGUGUGCGUGCGCCCACUGUGCGGGCGAACCCAACGCGCCGGCGCACUGCACCGACCGCCCCGUCAUGUUCUACAUCCCGCAGAGGCCGUACAUGUCCCAGGGGUCCCUCAUAGACCAGGUGACGUACCCGUCGCGCGUGGCCGACAACGACACGGAGGCGGAAGCCCGCGCGGCCCACAUCCUGCGUGUGGUGCGGCUGGACGCGUGUGCGGCGCGCCACGGCGGCCUGCGCGCGGUGCGGGACUGGCGCGCCACGCUCUCGGGCGGGGAGAAGCAGCGCGUGGCCUGCGCGAGGAUGUUCUACCACAGGCCUGUGUACGCUCUACUGGACGAGUGUACGAGUGCUGUUUCCAUGGAAACCGAAGUGGUGAUGUACGAAGAGGCUAUCAAAGAGGGGAUCACUUUGCUCUCGAUUACACAUAGACCUAGUGUAUGGAGAUACCACACUCACGUGCUAGAAUUCGAUGGAGCUGGGGGCUGGUCGUUCCGACCUUUAGAGAAGGACGCGCCCGCGUUAAUGGCAACACCGUUCACCAGACAGAAGGAAAAUGGCGAAACCAAAUCUCUAGAGAGUGGCAACACAUCGGACGCUUUGAGCGAAUGACCCGAGUGACAUAGCAACACACACACGCCAUUUGCUUUUCUGAGGCCAAUAAGAAAGGUGUCAAAAUUGUGAUUAUUGCGAUAUUUGAAAAUGGAAUGUUCGAGAUUUGAUAUUGAAAUUAAAUUGGGCGAUAGAGUGAACAAUGUUGCAACACUGAAACAGAAAGUGUCAUAAUUGUGAUUAUUUCCGUAUGUCAUAUUAGAAUGUUCGAGAUUUGCAUCCCAAAUUAAAAUCUUGAUUACUAAAAUGGUCUGAAAGAACAUUUUAAGUCGUCACGGAUAUUUGACGAUGCAUGAAAAUCAACUUUAAAGACACUAUAAUAUAAUGUGAAUAUGUGAUAGUGAAAUUGUGAUUUAGGUUAAGUUAUAAAUGUUAUAGUUGGGUGAGUGAGUUAUAAUAAUUAAAUUUUAAUUUACCUACUUUUCAUUUCCUGAAUCAUGUAUUAUAUUAGAGAUUUUUUGAACCAGUGGACUAAGUACGUAGGCCACAUUGGUUCCCUAGGAAUAAAUAUUUUCGCAAAUGUUCUAGCAGUACCAAUUAUUCGUAAUCUUCGUUCAUUAAAAUGUAAAACUCUCUUAAAAAAAUAUGUAAUAAAGUUAGAAUAUAGCCAGAGGUAUUUGGCACUAUUAUUUCUGUAACUCAAUUUCCUAGUUAAUUCAGUUGGCACUCGUAGGUAGUGAUGAUUGUAGUAUUAUAUAAGUCGAUGCCAAACUUAUCUGUAGCACCAGUGUUUUAAUUAUUAAAUUUUGAAGUAUUUAUGGAACAUAAAAGAGAUUCGUUUAUUUACAUAUUGGAAUGACGGUUGAUUUAAAUUAUUAAAAACGUCAAAAAAGAUAUGCAACGCCCUCUGACGUCUUAUGCCAGCAUUAUUCUAAGCCAAAGAUGGCGGAUGGUGAAUGACAGGUGUCAAUUAAAACGUCACAAAACGGAGAUAAACAAUAGUGUCCUGCAUGCGAUUUACGUAAUUUAAGUUGCUUUAGUUAACACCUAUUUUCUAUAUAUUUUUUAUUUACAAUUUUCCCAAUACGCCUUGUCGUUUUAACAUAAAUGUAAUUAUAAAAAAUUCGCAACUGUACGUAAAUUUUAAAAAAAUUAUUUGUAGGUACUUUCUAUGAAAUACAAGGAUUCUGCUCUCUAAAUAACAAUACUUAAGAAAAAACAACAUCCUUUGCUGUGUAUUAUUCUGACAAUCAAUUGCAACAAAGAAUCGUAAUAGUUUCCAUAACUAUUUAACUUGUAAUUUGUCCAUAGAGCCUUACGUUUUGUUUUGUUACACUUGGAGAUUCAUUGUGUGAUAAUGUAUAAAUAUAAGACUAUAAAUAAUAGACUUAUAAGUAGAAAUACAAGUAGGCAUACACGUCGCCAACUUUUGGUAUUUAUUAUAACUAAUCAAAUUAAAUGUUAUGCAAUUUAAUAAAGAGCUGGCUUGGCUUACUGAUUCGUGUAGAACCAAGUAACGUCUUAAUUUGAUGUCUUUUUGUCGUGUAAGAGCUUAUUUUUCUAUGGAUGAGUUGAUUUUUUUAAAUUGAUUUAAUUAAUAUUUUGUGUUAUUAUUGAUUUUUUAAUAAAUUGCCUAUUAUAUUUAUAUUCUUUUUGAGUGCAAGUGUACGUGAAUUUGUAAAGUGUAUUUUUAAGUGAAUUUAGAGGCACAAUGAUGUUAGAGGGAGAUAGAAAUAAAGGGUUUUUAUAUGUAAA
Leptidea sinapis is the source of this 4436-nucleotide messenger RNA. RefSeq names its product ATP-binding cassette sub-family D member (gene ABCD). Gene Ontology annotation, molecular function: ABC-type transporter activity; long-chain fatty acid transmembrane transporter activity; ATP hydrolysis activity. The coding region runs from base 435 to 2741 and encodes 768 amino acids. Lineage: Eukaryota; Metazoa; Arthropoda; Insecta; Lepidoptera; Pieridae. The transcript has 15 exons. Gene Ontology annotation, cellular component: peroxisomal membrane. Gene Ontology annotation, biological process: very long-chain fatty acid catabolic process; peroxisome organization; fatty acid beta-oxidation. The record is from RefSeq and is a predicted model, not a curated record.